AUGUUAGCAUAUAGCGUAGCAGCUGAUGCUGUUGAUGAUUAUGUGCGCAUAUGCGAGAGCACUACAAUUGAAUGUUUGAAAAAAUUUGUUGAAGGUGUACUUUCGGUAUUCGAGGAUGAAUACUUGCGAAAACUAAAUCCAAAUUAUGUACAACGCCUACUACAAAUGGCGGAUGGUCGUGGCUUUCCUGGCAUGUUGGAUCGUUCUCGAGUGUUCGAUGAUAUUCUAAAUGACCGUGCUCCGAAGUUAAAUUAUACUAUUAAUGGUAAUAAUUAUACUAUGGGAUACUAUUUAGCAGAUAGUAUUUAUCUUGAAUGGGCCACAUUUGUCAAAUCAAUCUCAAAGCCACAAGGGGAGAAACGCAAGUUAUUUGCACAAUACCAAGAAGGGCAAAGAAAAUAUGUGGAGCGACUAUUCGGAGUGUUACAAGCACGCUUUGGAAUUAUACAUGGUCCAGCUCGCUUUUGA
Molecule: messenger RNA, 468 nt
Organism: Arachis duranensis
Lineage: Eukaryota; Viridiplantae; Streptophyta; Magnoliopsida; Fabales; Fabaceae
Exons: 2
Coding region: 1-468 (155 amino acids)
Source: RefSeq, a predicted model, not a curated record